AUGUCACAGCGAGGACGCGGAGGAUCGGCGGGUAACAAGUUCAGGAUGUCUCUGGGUCUUCCUGUGGCUGCAACGGUGAAUUGCACCGACAACACCGGGAUAAAGAACCUUUACAUCAUUUCAGUGAAGGGAAAGAAGGGUAGGCUCAACCGUCUCCCUUCUGAUUGCGUCGAUGACAUGGUUAUGGCCACCGUCAAGAAGGGUAAGCCCGAUGUCAGUCAGAAAGAAGGUAUCUGGUACUAUUCUUUUGUGGAUGUGGUAAUUUUAAAAGACGAUUGGUAUAAUGAUGUGGAGACUGAUGGGAUGAAUGAUGUGGAGAAUGAUGUGGAGACUGAUAGGAUGAAUGAUGUGGAGACUGAUGGGAUGAAUGCUGUAGAGAAUGGUGUGGAGACUGAUGUGGAGACUGAUGGGAUGAACCGUCAGUGA
Molecule: messenger RNA, 426 nt
Organism: Oldenlandia corymbosa var. corymbosa
Lineage: Eukaryota; Viridiplantae; Streptophyta; Magnoliopsida; Gentianales; Rubiaceae
Source: the annotation of a GenBank genome assembly